AUGACAGAAAAUGGGCUUUGCCAAACUAGGCCACGGGCCCAUAAAAACACCCUUGUUGGGCAGUUGGAAGAUCUCACUGCUAAGUAAGAAGAAGAACCCUUCAAUCAUCUCCACCUCCUUCAACCCUACCGCACCUACCGCACCCAAACAACCAAUCAGAGCAUUUGCAGCAAUGGUGAAAGCAAUCAGAGUCCAUGAGCUUGGUGGGCCAGAGGUCUUGAAGUGGGAGGACGUGGAAAUAGGAGAGCCCAAGGAAGGAGAGAUCCGUGUGAAAAACAAAGCGAUUGGGCUCAAUUUCAUUGAUGUAUAUUUCCGCACAGGGGUGUAUAAAACAGCUUUGCCUUUCAUUCCAGGCCGUGAGGCAGUUGGAGUGGUGACAGCUGUGGGACCUGGACUGACUGGCAUGAAAGUGGGGGAUGUCGUUGGUUAUGCGGGAAGCCCAAUGGGAUCUUACACUCAAGAACAGAUCCUUCCUGCAAGUGUUGCGGUGCCCGUUCCACCUUCUAUCGAUCCAAUUGUUGCAGCAUCCAGCAUGCUUAAGGGUAUGACAGCACAGUUCCUUGUUCGCCGAUGUUUCAAGGUUGAACCCGAGCACACUGUCCUUGUCCAUGCAGCAGCUGGAGGCGUUGGGUCUCUACUCUGCCAGUGGGCACGUGCUCUUGGUGCCACUGUCAUUGGAACAGUGUCAACCGAAGCCAAAGCAGCUCAAGCGGCUGAGGAUGGAUGCCACCAUGUCAUAAUCUAUAACAAAGAGGACUUCGUCAGCAAGGUUGAUGAGAUCACAUCCAGUGAAGGAGUCAACGUCGUCUAUGAUUCUGUUGGGAAAGACACAUUCCAGGGAUCGUUGGCAUGCUUGAAGACUCGCGGGUACAUGGUGAGCUUCGGGCAGUCAUCUGGUUUGCCAGAUCCAGUUCCAUUGUCAGCCCUUGCCGCCAAAUCCUUGUUCCUGACGAGGCCCUCACUCAUGCAAUACAAUGUUACUCGAAACGAGCUGCUGAAAGCUGCCGGAGAAGUGUUUGCCGGCAUUGCAUCAGGUAUGCUGAAGGUCCAUGUUAACCACACGUACCCUCUGUCUCAAGCUGCGCAGGCCCAUGCAGACCUCGAGGCAAGGAAAACGACCGGUUCCGUGGUAUUGAUACCAGAUUCUGACUAAUAUAUAUUGCAAACCCAAGGCACUCAGAAGAAACUAAAAUGGUCUUUUACCGCCAAAUAAGUUAUUUUUUCUACAUAAGUGACUUAUUUCAGAUAAGUUUGGUUUAUGAUUAGUUAUAAGUAACUUUUUUACUUAAAAUUGUUAAAAUUACUUAAUCACUUCAGUUAAUUUUUUUUAGCUUUUC
Magnolia sinica is the source of this 1337-nucleotide messenger RNA. RefSeq lists its product as uncharacterized. Gene Ontology annotation, biological process: cellular response to oxidative stress. Bases 11 to 1153 code for a protein of 380 amino acids. Gene Ontology annotation, cellular component: cytosol; cytoplasm. The transcript is spliced from 5 exons. The record is from RefSeq and is a predicted model, not a curated record. NCBI's taxonomy places the organism in Eukaryota, Viridiplantae, Streptophyta, Magnoliopsida, Magnoliales, Magnoliaceae. Gene Ontology annotation, molecular function: quinone reductase (NADPH) activity.